GCAGCACUCCGCACUUUUACCUGAAGCCCACUUCACCUGGACACUAACUAUGGGGUGGACAACUCUGUGGUUGUGCGUUCUCGCUCUGCCACUAACGAGCGCCAUCCAGGUGAAAGCCAAGAAAGCGCGCCAGUCCAACCAUGUGAACAGCAUCUGCAGCACCUGGGGCAGAGAGCACUUCAAGACCUUCGAUGGAGACGUGUACCAGUUCCCAGGGACGUGUGAAUACAACCUGGCCUCCGACUGCCACUCUGAGUCCUACCAGGAGUUCUCUGUGCACCUGAAGAGGAACGAGGCUACUGAGGCUGAGGGGAACCCUACGGUCAAGCACGUAGUGGUCACUAUCAACGACCUGGUCUUCCACCUGACCAAGACUCAGGUCGCGGUCAAUGGAGAAAUUGUAACUCUGCCGUACUACAAUGGAGGAGUCCAACUGGAGAGGAAUGCAGUUUACACCAAACUCUACUCCAAGGUUGGCCUGGUUGUCAUGUGGAACGGAGAAGAUGCCGUCAUGGUGGAGCUGGACACGGAGUACACCAACCGUACCUGUGGUCUCUGUGGAGACUUCAAUGGCCUUCCAGUCCACAAUGAGUUUGUUCAUAACGGUCGUAAAGUGAGCCCCAUUGAGUUUGGAAACAGACAGAAGGUCCACAGGCCCAACGAGGACUGUGAAGACCCCUAUGAAGAGGAAGAGGAAGAUGAACCUGCAGACGUUCAGCCUAAAGAGGACACAUGCAAGGAGUUUCAUGCCCAGUGUGACCAGCUCCUGCGCUCGCCGUUGUGGAGCUCCUGUGGUGCGGUCGUGAACCCUGAGCCCUACAUCCAGGCCUGUGUUCAGGACCUGUGUGGCUGCAGCAACACUUCUGAUAGCUUCUGUGUCUGCAGCACCCUGGCAGAGUACUCCAGACAGUGCUCCCACGCCGGGGGACAGCCACCCCACUGGAGAACAACAGCCUUCUGUGACAAGCAGUGUCCGUUCAACAUGGUCUAUCUGGAGAGUGGCUCUCCCUGCAUGGAUACCUGUACCCACUCAGACACCAGCUCACUGUGUGAAGAACACCUGAUGGACGGCUGCUUCUGCCCUCACGGGACUGUGUUUGAUGACAUCUCAAAGAGGGGGUGUGUCACUCAGGACCAGUGUCAGUGCAAACACGACAAAGUUUACAACUCUGGAGAAGUAUUCAGACAGGACCGUGAGGAAUGUGUCUGUCAUCAUGGUCAGUGGUCCUGUAAAAGUCUACCCAGCCCUGCUACAUGUGCCGUUGAGGAGGGUUCACACGUGACAACCUUCGAUGGGAAAGCGUUCACCUUCCAUGGGGACUGUUACUACCCGUUAGCCAAGGUGGAAAGCAAGGAUGAAGCCAGUCCAAAGUUCACUGUCCUGGUCCAGCUGGUUCCCUGUAUAAGACAGAAGUUUGACACUUGCCUCAAGAGUGUUGUGGUCUUGCUAAACAAUGAUAGAAACAACGCUUUGGUGAUUACCGCCGAUGGGAAAGUCAGCCACAAUGCACAGAUCACUCUUCCUUACAACACAGCUGACAUCAGUGUGUUCAAGCCAUCGUCCUUCCACGUGAUGCUCCAGACCAGCUUUGGUCUGCAGGUUCAGAUCCAGCUGGUCCCCAUCAUGCAGGUCUAUGUCACCCUGGACGAGAGCUACAAGACCAAGACACAAGGUCUGUGUGGGAACUUCAACAAGGUUCUGUCUGAUGACAUGAAGACCCCCCAGGGUAUGGUGGAGGGAACAGCCUCUUCAUUUGGGAACUCCUGGAAGGCUAAUCCUACCUGCAGAGACAGAGAGGAGAGGCUGGACGACCCCUGCUCCCUCAGCGUGGAGAAUGAGAACUAUGCUAAACAUUGGUGCUCCAUGCUAAGAAGUUCUGACAGCACUUUUGCCAAGUGCCAUGCCAUGGUGGACCCCGAGCUUUACUACAAGCGAUGCACGUACGCUAGCUGCAACUGUGAGAAGAGUGAAGACUGCCUGUGUGCCGUCUUCUCCUCCUAUGUGCGAGACUGUGCUACCAAGGGAGUGGUCCUGUCGGGCUGGAGAGAGAACGUGUGUGACAAAUACAUUGGUAACUGCCCAGCGUCUCAGACCUACUCUGACCAGCUCCAGAGAUGUCAACUGACCUGUAGCUCCCUGGCCAGCAAAAGCCAGGGUUGUACCAAUGACUUCCUCCCCGUGGAUGGUUGUUCUUGCCCGGACGGACUCUACAUGGAUGACAGGGGCACCUGUGUACCCAUGGACAAAUGCCCCUGCUUCCACAACGGGGUCCACAUCAAGCCUGGGAAGUCCAUCAACAUUCAGGAGGAACACUGUGUCUGCAACAAUGGGAAGCUUCACUGCCGUUCGUGGAAGAUGCGUUCAGAGAGUACCUGCCAGUCGCCAAAGGUGUUCUUGAACUGCUCCAAUGACCUGGGAGUACAGUGUACACGGAGCUGUAGGAACCCGGAUUUCAUGGACUGUUUCGCCGCAGAGUGUGAGUCUGGGUGCAAGUGUCCCACGAGUCUGUGGGAGGAUGGGAAAGGCAUGUGUGUGAAUAAACAUGAAUGCCCAUGCAGCCAUGACGGAUUCCUCUACGCCCCAGGAAAACAGAUCCCAAACGGAUGUAACACUUGCACCUGUAAGAGUGGGAAAUGGAAGUGCACAGAUAAGAAGUGCCCAGGAACCUGUACCAUCUACGGCAGUGGCCAUUACAAAACCUUUGAUGAGCGCACGUAUGGCUUCCAAGGAAAAUGUGGCUAUGUGGCUGUCCAGAACAAAUGUGGGAACCGGCCUGUCCAGGACAAAUUCAUGGUGAUCACAGAGAACAUACCGUGUGGAACCACAGGCACCACUUGCUCCAAGUCUGUCAGGGUUCAACUGGGGAGAACAGAGCUGAAACUAUCAAAGGGGACCCAUGAAGUGGUGGACCUAGGAGUGGGCUCUCAGAUCCAGUACCGAGUGAGGACCGUCGGUCUGUACCUGAUUGUUGAGUCAGACAUCGGGAUCGCAGUGCUGUGGGACCGCAAAACUACCGUCCGCAUCGUCCUGGAGCCACAGCAUAGUGGAGCAGUGUGCGGCCUGUGUGGGAACUAUAAUGGAGAAGGCAGAGAUGACUUCACCACACAAGGUCAGAUGAUAGUCAGCAGCCCUGUGGAGUUUGCUAACAGCUGGAAAGUGUCAAGCACUUGUCCCGACGCAGAAAGCAACGUGGACCCAUGUGGAGCCAGACCCAACCGUCACAACUGGGCUAAGAUGCAGUGCAGCAUCAUCACAGGAAAGACUUUCCAACUGUGUCACAAGAAGGUAGACCCUAGUCUGUACUUUGAGAACUGUGUGAAAGACUCCUGUGCCUGUGAUACUGGCGGAGACUGUGAGUGUUUCUGUACAGCUGUAGCAGCCUACGCCCAGGCCUGCACCGAAGCUGGAGUCUGUGUUGCAUGGCGAACACCAGAAAUUUGUCCUGUGUUCUGUGACUACUACAACGAUCCAGGUGAAUGUGAAUGGCAUUACAGCCCUUGCCACACACCUUGCUUCAAGACCUGUCUGAAUCUAAAUGGGACCUGUGACAACCCUCUUCCCAAUCUGGAAGGUUGUUACCCACAAUGCCCUCCAGAUAGGCCAAUAUUUGAUGAAGAGACCGGGGAGUGUGUUGAGGAAUGCCCAACAACAGGCCCAUCAACAACAACCCCCCAGGCAACCACACCAACACCAACAACAACACCGUGGACACCAACAACUACCACAUUGACAACAGAACCUCCAACAACAACACCAAUGCCACCAACAACAACACAAACACCACCAACAACCACACCACCACCAACAACAACAACACCAAUGCCACCAACAACAACAACCACACCAAAGCCAACAACAACCACACCAAUACCACCAACAACAACAACACCAAUACCAACAACAACAUCUCCAAUACCACCAACAACAACAACACAAAUACCAACAACAACCACACAUACACCAACAACAACAACACCAUUACCACCAACAACAACCACAACAAUACCAACAACAACAACAAUACCACCAACAACAACACCACCAACAACAACAACCACACCAAUACCAACAACAACAACAACACCAAUACCAACAACAACAACAACAACAACAACACCAACAACAACCACACCAAUACCAACAACAACAACAACACCAAUACCAACAACAACAACAACCACAACAAUACCAACAACAACAACACCAACAACAACAACAACAACCACAUCAAUACCACAAACACCAACAACCACACCAAUUCCACCAACAACAACCACACCAAUACCACCAACAACUACCCCCCAGACACCAGAGCCAACAACUACUCCUUGUAUUCCUACCUGUGAGUGGUCAGAAUGGUAUGAUGAAGAUGAUGAUAAAGAUAAGAGUGACUGGGAAACGUAUUGGAAUAUCACGCAGAGUGGAAAAGAAGUGUGUAAAGAUCCACAAGAUAUUGAAUGUGUAGCUACAGACUAUCCAAAUACAAGCUUAGAGGACUAUGUAGCUUCGACAGGCCAAGUUGUGGAGUGCGAUGUUGACUUCGGGUUAAUAUGUGAAGAAAAUAAACAAACUCAGAGACCAUUUAAGUGCUUUAACUAUAAGAUUAGAGUCCUCUGUUGCGUUGAAUGUUUAUCAACAACAUCACCAAAACCAACAACAACACUAACAUCAACAACAAUAACAAGAGCACCGUCACCACCAACAACUACCACACCAACGCCACCAACAACAACCACACCAAUAACAACACCACCAACAACCACACCACCACCAACAACAACAACAACACCACCAACUACCACACCAUUACCACCAACAACAACCACACCUAAACCACCAACUACAACGGAAGCCAUAACUCUAACCACAACCCCAACGACAACAGAAGAAUUAACCACAACCCCCAGGACAACUGAAAAACCAACCACAACCCCAACGACAACAGAAGAACCAACCACAACCCCAACGACAACAGAAGAAUCAACCACAACCCCCAGGACAACUGAAAAACCAACCACAACCACCCCUGUCAUAGACACCACAACCACUAAAGCUCCUACAACAACACCUAAACCACCAACUACAACAGAAGCCACAACUCCAAUGACAACCACAUCACCAACAACCCAUGAAUCGGUUGUCACUGGUCCUCCAAUAACACCAGAACAUCAAGUCAGUUCAAUACCAACCACAACUGGGUCACCAACCCCUCCACCAAUCACUUGUCCUGAGUGGGACAAAGUGCAAAAUGAAACUUUCUGGCUCUGCAACUGCACUUUGGCCAGAUGCAUUGAAAACAACACCAUUGAGAUAAUUCCGUAUGAAUGCCCAGAGCCUGAGCCAAUCACAUGUACCAAUGGCAAGAAACCAGUGCUACAAUGGGAUGAGUUCUACUGCUGCCAACGAUUCGUGUGUGACUGCGUCUGUGAGGGUUGGGGAGACCCCCAUUACAUCACCUUCGACGGGCUCUUCUACAGCUUCCAAGGGAACUGUACCUAUGUGCUGAUGGAGGAGAUGUUGCCGCGUCACCACUUCAAGAUCUACAUCGACAAUGUCAACUGUGAUCCCACCGAGGACGUGUCUUGUCCUCGAUCCAUCAUCGUGUCCUACCGCUCAACAGUUAUAACACUGAAGAAUCACAACCUCAUUGGAGCUGCUCAGUUGGAGGCUCUUAUUGAUGGAGUUUCCCUGAGACUACCCUUCACGCGGCACGGUGUGAAGGUGAUGAACUCUGGUAUCAACAUGGUCUUGGAGAUAGCACACCUCCAGGUGGUAGUUACCUUUGGAGUCACUGGCUUCAGCGUCAACCUUCCUUGGCAACACUUUGGCAACAAUACACAGGGUCAUUGUGGAACAUGUAGCAACAACAAGGCUGAUGACUGCAUGUUGCCUGGAGGACAGCUGGUGGAGAACUGUGCUGUGAUGGCAGACUACUGGCCAGCCAAGGACCUCUACCAACCUGAAUGCCAUGUGCCACCUGGAAUCCCCACCAACUCUCCUCUCCCUGAACCCACACAGAAGCCAUGCAAGCCAGACUCCUCUGUCUGUGAUCUCCUGAAAGACAGCAUUUUUGCAGCCUGUCAUCCAUUUGUCUCACCUGACAACUUCUACAAGGGCUGUGUCUAUGACAGCUGCCACGUGUCCAACCCAGCGGUGGAGUGCACCAGUCUGCAGACAUACGCUGCUGCCUGUGCCCAGUUUGGAGUAUGCAUCUACUGGAGAAACCACACCGAGCUCUGUGCCAGCGACUGUCCGGCUGACAAAGUCUACAAGCCCUGCGGUCCUGCAGAACAGCCAACCUGUGAUGACAAUCCAGACGAGUCUAGGAUGAACUUCACCACAGAAGGCUGCUUCUGUCCUGAUGGGAUGAAACUCUUCAACAAGGACUCGGGGAUCUGUGUUGAUAAGUGUGGAUGCAUUGACCCUGAAGGAGUUCCACGAGAGUUCAACGAGAGGUUUGAGUAUAAGUGCCAGGACUGCAUUUGUUUGGAGUCCACCAAGACUGUGAACUGUAAACCCAAGGUCUGCUCCAAACCACCAAUAGAGAUAUGCACUGGACCAGGCUUUGUAUAUGUCAACCAAACCGAUCCAUCCGAUCCAUGCUGCUCCAACCUCGCCUGCCGUUGUGACAGCAGCACUUGCCCACCUACCAACAUGAACUGUCCUAUUGGGUUCGUGCCAGUGGUUUCAGUCCCUGAGGGAAAAUGCUGUCCAGAGCACACAUGUGAGCCUAAAAGAGUUUGUCUUCACAAAGGCGUUGAAUACCUGCCCAAUUCUAAAGUACCGGGAUCAGAGUGCCAGGAGUGCACCUGCACCAACAAAGUGGACCCCAAGUCUGGUCAUUACCAAAUUGACUGUGGAUUCAUGCAAUGUGACGAAGAUUGUGAAAAGGGAUAUGAGUACCAGGAGCCAGACUACUCCUCAGAUGACUGCUGUGGUAAAUGUGUUCAGACCCACUGUGUCCUCCAGAUCAAUGGGACCAUGCAGUUGUUGAAGCAUGGAGAUACAUGGUCUGCUCCUGGUGACAAGUGCCAGCAGUACAGCUGUGUGAAGAACGGUGAUAGUUAUCUGACCCAGAGCUCCAACAUCCAUUGCCCACCCUUCCAGCAGGCCAACUGCCAGCCUGGUUCAAUUCAGACCGCUGCAAACGGCUGCUGUAGAAUUUGUGUGGAGAAGGACAAGGCCUGUAAGGUAGGAUCCAUGAAGAGUUUCAUCAACCACAAGAGCUGCCAGUCUGUUGAGGAGGUGGAGAUGCCGUACUGUGAGGGAUCCUGCAACACCUUCACCAAGUACUCUGCGAUGGCUGCGUCUCUGGACCACUCCUGUGCCUGUUGCCAGGAGUCCCGGUCCAGUAACCGCACGGUGGACCUACGGUGUCUGAAUGGAGAUGUGGUGCCCUACACCUACCUACACGUGGAGGAGUGUAGCUGCAGACACAGCGACUGCAACAGAGCCAUUAGGGUGCCUGCCCGCAGGACACGCAGCAGCACGCUGGUGUAAAUGGGAUCUGUACUAAUACAGAUGGGAAUGGUCCAGCACCAAUCCACUCGCUGCUUACUAAGGAACACCCUGCUACCCUGCUUCACAUGGCUGUUAUUUAUCUAAUCGCUUUGAUUUAUAUGUAAAAUGUAGAUUAAAUCAUAUUUAAAAUGUAGACAUUUAUGCUUACUUAUCUUAUUAAAAUGCAACCUUCCAAUA
Oncorhynchus mykiss (rainbow trout) is the source of this 7699-nucleotide messenger RNA. The record is from RefSeq and is a predicted model, not a curated record. NCBI's taxonomy places the organism in Eukaryota, Metazoa, Chordata, Actinopteri, Salmoniformes, Salmonidae.